Messenger RNA from Pseudoliparis swirei, 3145 nucleotides. It is a transcript of the gene mych, whose product is annotated as myelocytomatosis oncogene homolog. Gene Ontology annotation, biological process: regulation of transcription by RNA polymerase II; positive regulation of cell population proliferation. The record is from RefSeq and is a predicted model, not a curated record. Gene Ontology annotation, molecular function: protein dimerization activity; DNA-binding transcription factor activity, RNA polymerase II-specific; RNA polymerase II cis-regulatory region sequence-specific DNA binding. Lineage: Eukaryota; Metazoa; Chordata; Actinopteri; Perciformes; Liparidae. The transcript is spliced from 3 exons. Bases 183 to 1295 code for a protein of 370 amino acids.
GGAUAUAAACACCAUGCUGCCCGGCUGCAACUUUAAUUUCACACGCAGAAAACACGCCUCGCGCUCAUAAAGCCUCCGCUCGCGCUCCGUCGCUCUCUCCGUGGACUUUAAUUCGGAUAUUAUUAAGUUUCCGCCAUUUUUUUUACACCCACUCUUCAUUAGAAGAUUCUCUCCCCGCCGACAUGCUGCAGAGCUUCUCCCAGUCUCAGGACUGGCUGUACACGGAGCCGCUGCUGUUCGACGACGAGUUCUGCCAGAGCCUGGUGAAGGACCUGCAGUCGCUGCCCACGCCGCCCCAGUCCCCCCCCAUGAAGGCCGGGCCGGGCGGCAAGCCGCUGUCCAAGGAGGACCAGCUGAGCUACGUGUCCGACAUCCUGCUGGAGGACCACGACAUGCAGCUCAACUGGAACUGCGAUUUCUUCCACUCUGCCGCCGCGGCAACCGACGAGGACUGCCUGUGGCAGUGCCUGGCGGGCGACCGCAGCCUGGAGGAGAAGCUGGUGUCCAGCCUGCUGGGCUCCAGCCCGCUGCUGUCCGACAUCAACACCAGCAUCUUCGAGGAGAUCGCCGGCUCCACGCUGGACUGCCAGAACCUGAUGGCGCCCCAGGAGGCCGGCGAGGCCGCGUCGGACUACGGCUCCACCGGCGGCGAGCUGUCCACCUACUCGUCCAGCGACUCCGAAGAGGAGAUCGACGUGGUCACCGUGGUGCGCUGCUCCUCAGGCUCCUCCCCCCGGCCCUCGCUGUCCGACCUCUCCGCCCGCCAGCAGAAGCGCGAGGAGGAGCAGCGGGCCCACCAGCGCCACUACUUCGAGAUCCACCUGCAGCACAACUACGCGGCGCCGUGCCCCGCCUCGCCGCCGCCCUCGUACAGCAAGCGUUCGCGGUUGAGCGAGAACUCUUCCUCCUCGUCGCGCUUCCACCGCUCCUCCCGCAGCAGGUCGUCGCGGCACCACCACGACGGCGUCGGGCGCAGUACCCACCACCACCACCACCACAGCAGCAGCUCGUCUCGCAACUCUGUGGAGACGGAGGACGAGGAGGAGCGGCGGCGGACGCACAACGUCAUGGAGCGGCAGCGGCGCAACGAGCUGAAGACCUGCUUCGUGCACCUGCGCGACAACGUGCCCGAGCUGUCGCACAACGACAAGGCGUCCAAGGUGGUCAUCCUGAAGAAGGCGAGGGACUGCAUCUACGACCUGGAGGACGAAGGCCACCGGCUGCAGGCCAAGAGGGACCGGCUGCACGCCCGGCAGGAGGAGCUGAGCGCCCGGCUGGACCAGCUGCGCAGCUAGUGGCGGCCCGGGGUUUAAAAGACUACAUGGGGGGGGGGGGAAGGUAAGGGGGCGGACCUUAGACAAAGAGGGUUGGGCCGGAGGACAAAGGACGGCGUGUCGAAGAGCGCACAGAGUUUUGACAUUUCAAAAGAACUUUCUGGUGCCGAGAGGAUCUGGACCUGGGAGACUGUCUUGUUGCCGUGGAAACGACAACACACUCGUUGCCUCAUCAUUCUCAUGCCUUGACUGCUGACUGUUGUAGAGAGGAGGGUGUUUUAAAAAAAGUUGAAUUGAGGAUGGAGCUAGUAGAUUAUUAUAUAUUUGUUUUGUUUUUAUAUAUUCUUGGCUGAACGGCACACUGAAAGAAUCUUUAUUUGUUCCUUUUUUUAUUCUGGGGUGUUUUUGGGGGAGGGGGAUGCCAAAUCGGGCAGCGGCCAAAUAACUGGAAAGCCACAUCAGCUUCUUGUAGUUGAAUGAAAACUUGAAUGUUGUAUAUUUCAGGAUGUCUAAUAGCCAUAGCAACCAUGAUCCCUCCGCUCUGAUUGGUGGCUUCAAGGUUUAUUUGGUCAACUGCACUUUUUUAUUAUUUUAAUUUUUUCUAAUUCCAGAUCGGCUGCUGGUUCAAUGAGUCCGGCCUCAGGCGGACCCCCGGGGGCCACUCUGUCACCGGGUCACAGUACCGUACGAGACCCGCUUUGAUUCUGGACCCCCGGUCCACCUCCAGCGCCGUCAGUGUCAGUGUGAGUGUGUGUGUGUGUGACUGUUGGAACUCGACCGGUAGCCAUAUUAAAGGAGAAUUCAGGUGUUUUUCUGAGCUGAGGCCCGACUGAGCGGCGAAGCGAAGCGGGGGAAACUUCUUGUGACAUGUUUUCUUUCUGGACUCCAGAUCGUGUCCCGGCCUUUUUUAUAUUCGCUCUGAAGGUCGUGCUGCGAUGUGUCGUCCGUUUUUUAAGCUGAUGGAGUUAACCGUCGCUGUUCCUCCAAUCGGAGUCUUUGUGGAAUUGUCUAAAAAAGAAGAAACCGUUGGCGCCGCGUUGCGUUGACCGUGAAUAUUUUGUUACUCGAUUAAAGAUUUGAUUAUGCUUCCUCAGCAGAUGUGUCGCAUGAUUUUCAGUUCCACGACAUCGUCGCCAUUUUGAGCCGCCGACAUUCCCGUGUUCUGUUCGCCUGCACCAUUUUGUGCCCAAUUUAAACCGUGUUUUUUUGUGUGGUUGCUUUAACAUCUAAAUCAACAGAAUCCAUCACCGCGAGGCCGGGCGCCUUCACCAGGAGACGCUCUGCGCCAUUUUACUCUAAAUAUCAAUUAUUGCCGAUUCCUCCCACAGUCUGUUUGUCAUGAGGUGUAGAUGGAAAGUCUUAAAGAAUCCCGUUUUACUUCUUUUUUUAACGAGUUCUUCCUGUUGUCCCGACGGCGUGCUCGAGCCCGGUCGGCGGGAGCACCGCCUCUCGGUGUUUUAACGGUGAAACCUGUUCUGCCUUGAGCGUGGCGUGUUCGGGACGCUUCCUGUUCGUGAGCGGCGGCGUCUUUUAUCUCCUUUUUUGGGGGGUUUAUUUAUUUUAUUUUUGUGGAGUUUCGCGGUUCGGAAAGAGUCCGAGGUUUUAACGAGACGGCAGCGGUGAUUUUUAUUAUUUUUUGUUCUUGAUAUGGAAAAACCUACCUCCACCUGGCUGCAGUCGGCCUGUCUAUUUUUUAUUUUUCUCAUUUUAAAUAUUGUACAGAUAUUUUUUUUUAAGAGAAAACUGUUAUUUUUGUUAUAUCAUAAAUUAUUUAGUUUUUUUUCUUUUUAGAAUUUGAGGAUUGAAAAGAAAUGUUAUUCUUUACCAAGCAGCACUUUUUUACUAUUGAUGUAAUUAAAGAAUGAAAGAGA